This is a messenger RNA of Centropristis striata (black sea bass), 6153 nucleotides long. RefSeq names its product cilia and flagella associated protein 65 (gene cfap65). Bases 127 to 5451 code for a protein of 1774 amino acids. The record is from RefSeq and is a predicted model, not a curated record. The transcript has 35 exons. NCBI's taxonomy places the organism in Eukaryota, Metazoa, Chordata, Actinopteri, Perciformes, Serranidae.
CCGAGGUAACGCCGUGGCUGACAAACUUCACCGUUCCCGUAACUGUUGUUAGAGGUGUAUUCAUAACUAAAAUGGAAUAAAUAGUCAUAGUUUUCAAGGUUAAAUGUUUGACGUUUGAAAGAAGCCAUGUCAGCUGAGAUCUGGGGUCCUGACCCCUUGGCCUCAGUAGCACCAUGGAAGCCCUCCACCACUGUCAAGGAUAUCAAACAGGAUCCAGGGAUUUACCAGAGGCAACGGGUUGGAAAGCACCAGCGACAGGCGUCCAGCCAAAGAAGCUGCUUCUUAGGGUUGGAAUUGAAGCCAGAGUUGGUCUGGGAGGACUGGAACCUACAAAGAGAGUUCACCAAGACAUUAGUGUUAAAAAAUGUUCAUAGCAAGCUGCAGAAGCUACACGUCAGGCCUCCAGUGUCCAAGUUUUUCACUACCUUGAGUUCAGAGAUGAUUGUUAUCAGCCCAGGGACUUCUUUCUCCAUGCCAAUCAGCUUUAGACCACUCCAGAGGUGUGAGUAUGAAGACAGCAUUGAGUUUCAAGGUAAAGAUGGAAGCUUCCAAGUAUGCCUCCGUGCCACCAUUCCCUGUUAUGCCCUGGAGGUGCCUGACUCUGUGCUGCUGCCACUCUGUGCUGUUCAAAACUCAUCACAUACUACAUUCCUGCUCAAAAAUGUCAGUAAACUUCAAACAUGCUUCCAGUGGGAGUGCGCAGCACCAUAUCAGCUAAGCCCUGAGCAAGGCCUGUUGAAGCCCGGCCAAGAGUGUCUCAUCACUGUGAUAUUCCAACCACAAGAGGCACUGGUGUACCAGCAACAGGCCAGAUGCAGGUUUGGAGAGGAAGAGGACAAGGCAGAGAACUCCUGCACUGUGCUACUGCAGGGACUAGCUAAAUACCCACGUCUUCAGUUGAGAAAUCCAGGUACCAAGGGUGAAAAAGAACAGUGUUCUUCAGAGCUGCACUUUGGCUCUGUGGCAGUUGGACAAAGUUUGCAGAAACACUUUGACAUCUUCAACCCCUCUCCUGUAACUGCAUCUUUCUCUCUUUCAAUCCUGUCCUGUGGGGUUGCUUUGUUGGGGUCAGAGUUCAGCUGUGAUAUGACCAGGGGUACGGUGGAGCCUGGUGGAUCACUACGAACUACAGUCACCUAUACUCCUGCUGUGGUGGAUAUGGUAUCUGUUGAGUACUUAUCCCUAAAAUGUAGAGGGGGACUCAGCAAAACUGAGCUCAAACUCACUGGAAACUGUGUAGGUCCCACAGUGUCCUUGUCCUCCUCUGUGGUGGACUUUGGCUGUGUUGAGGAAGGAGGAGCAGUCAUACAGACAGUGGAGCUGGUUAAUUCUUCUCCUUUGGAGGCUGUCUACCAAUGGGACCUUGACUGUAGUGGGAACAGUGUGUUCAGCAUCCAGCCAGCAAGUGGCACUGUACGCCCACAUAGCCAUACCACACUGAAGGCAGUCUAUAGGCCCAUGCAGCCUAUUGCACAUCACAGGAGAGUGGCAUGUCUCAUACUGCACAGGGACCCCAUGUUCCUUGACCUGAUUGGUACCUGUCACUCAGAGCUACAGAAACCACCCAUACUGAAACCAGAAAACUUAGUUCCAUACAAGCUACACUGGAAUCACAGACAGGACACACCGGACACUCUCAGUGCUAUGCAGCAAGAUCACAAUGUACACUUGGACCAACAGGGAGUUCCCUGCCCUGUCGAGGAGCAGUCACACCAUAGACUGGACAGUGCUCGUACUGCGUCCAGACAUCCCAUGGAGGAAUAUUUCCAAUCCUGCUUCGGGCACAUGGAUCCUGUCUCUUACAGCUCUUCUUUAUCAUCUUCAUUUGUGUCUGUGAUGCCCAGUGAACUACUGUUUAAUCACAAAAGAUCCCCCUCUUCUUCUACCGUAUCCACUACCUCUCAGUCUGUCUCCAUUACAAACCACACCAGGGGGAAACUCAGACUGGUGUGGACUGCUGCCCAAGACUCUCCAUUCUCUGUCUCUCCCUCAUCAUGUGACCUUGCUCCACUAAAGUCCACCUCAUUCAGGGUGACCUAUGACCCCAAACAGCUCAAUACUCUGCACGGAGCACAGCUGGAAUGCUUUGCCUACUAUAAGGACAAUCAUCACCUACAGGACAAAGUGCUGUGUCCACCCUGGUGUGUGAUUGUCAGAGUCAUAGGCCACUCUUUUCAACCAGGCAAAGAGCACUUCAUCCCAACCUGCUCCCUGAACCCCCCAGGAGUGGUGUUUCCAGCCCUUAGUGUUCUUUCCUAUCGAACAGUGCUCCUCAAGAAUUGUGGAGACCUGCCUCUCACUUUCUGUUUGGAGCACAGCUCAAACGAUGCCUUGGCAGAAUCUGUGUUUGUUGUGCCAAGCUGUGGUUUGAUCCAGCCUGGGAACAUCCAAAUCCUUACCCUCAGAACAAUUCCCACAGAAGACAGUCCCAAACAAGGGUUCAGUUUACAUCUUCAGCUCAAUGCAACUAAACACACAAAGGAACUGACAGUUGUCAGUGUGGUGGAAAAGCCGUGUGUGUCUCUGGAAGGAGACAGCAGUUUAUAUUUCCAGCAUACAGCGGUGGGCUCACAGACGCAGCGCUCCCACCACAUCAAGAACCUCAGCCGCCUACCUCUUCGAUUCCAGUGGAGCAUUCCAGAGACAGACCAGGAGCUUAUCUUUGUUGAACCAGAUGCUGGUGAACUGCAUCCAAAUGAGAGCUCAGUUCAGAUAUGGUCCUUCAGCCCACUGGCAGAGAAAACAUACACACUCAGACCCACUCUAACCUUCUGGCCGAUACAGACUCCUGGAUGUAACAAGUCACACCUUACCCUUGAAGUGGUAGGGAUGGGCUCCAAAGGCUUCAUCGAGACAGUGAAAGAUGUUCUGGAUUUGGGGGAGACUCUGGUUGGAAGCUAUCGGUCCAUUCAGGUUCCUCUGAACAACAACAGCCCUUGUCCUAUCUCGUUUUGUCUCUCUGUGCAGCAGAUGCUUCAGGAUGAAGACCUUACUCAUGACCCUGAGACUGAGCCAAAUGCCCUACAGCUGGACUGUGACAGGGGAACCAUCGCCUCACACUCCAAAAUGCUGCUCCGAUCCACUGUCAGACCACACAGACGAGCCCAGUACCUGUGGACCAUCAGCUACCAGACGCUGGAUUCCAGUGGACGUGUGUCAAGCACUCCCCAAGCAGUGUGUGAGGUGCGAACUAAGGGCGUAUUUCCCACCCUACAGGUGAUUGAUGUGCACAGUGGUGGCAGUGUGAGCCAACUCAGCAAGGUGCACCUAUGGAAACUUUUCUCACUAGACACUUUCAAUGAGCACAUGCUGUCCAACCCUUCCUCAGCAGAACUCACUUACACAACCCCUACCAGGCACAGUCUGAGCAGAAGUCCUUCCAUCUUCACCAAAACCAUGCUGGAUUUCAACUUUGGUGCCGCUCCCCUGAAUUCAGAGCCCUCCACUUUUGUGUUGAUGUUCCACAACCCUGGCCCCAUCCCUCUAGACUGGGCAUUCUUGUUUCCAGAGGACCAACAGAUAGAGUUGGAGUACUGGGUCGAGACUGGAGAGUUUAGCAGCACUGAACUGUACCAGAUGAAGGUUCAAAACAAUCAUUUGUUCAGCAUUUCUCCCCGUUCUGGAACUUUGCUCCCUGGCCAGCAGAGGGCAGUAUACUUCACCUACAGCCAUGAAUUUGCUGCGACAGAUCGGUUUCCUGUUGUGUUCAAACUUUCUUAUGGCAGAGAGAUAUUGCUGAACUUUCAGGGGGUUACGGUGGAGAGAGACAGACCCUACCUCCACUUUGCCUCCAAACAACAUGUAUUCACUUCUGUAACUAUUGGGGACCGUUUUCCUCCGAAGCAGGUGUACGAAUUACACAAUGGCGGUGCAGUGCCAGUCCGUUAUGAGGUAGACAUGGCUGUGUUGUCACAGCUACAGGUGGACAACUUUAACCAUCCAGUGCUGUGCUGCCUAAAUCCAGAGGGAGAAGUCCUACCUGGGAAGGCAGUCAUGCUGGAAUGGAUCUUCUCUCCAUUGGAGGCAAAGAUGUACCACAUGGAUGUUCCUAUCCACGUCCAGGAUGGGGACUCCACAUUGGUGAGGUUUGAGGGAUGUGGGUCCUGUUCUCCCACACUGGGCUCCACAAACCCAUUUAACUCUAGUGAAACUAAGGCACCUGAUCCCUGUGUCCAGAGAGUGCCCUUCCCGGGACAGGUGGUUUUCCUGUCUGAGGACAUUGUCUCUCUUGGUGACAUGCCUGUGUGCUCAAAAUCUUCAAGAAUCUUCUUCAUGACCAAUGUGUCCCGCACAGAAACUGUCCACUAUUCAUGGGACAAGCAGAGUUAUCAGCAGGUGGUGCAGAUCCAUCCAGAGAAAGGUAGUCUGAGUCCAGGGGAGAGUGCCCUUUGUGUCCUUACCUUCACCUCUACUGACUACCCCACUAGAUAUCAGCUAAAUGUCACCUGUCAGGUUGUUCAGGAUGCUGCACUGACUCUGUUCCAUAAUGAUUUGCAGCGUUGGGAGGAAGAGAAAGCGAGACAGCAAGAUGAAUUCACUAUCACAGACAAAGUUCUUACAGAAAUCCAAGGAGUUCUAAUAGAUAAGGAACCUGCAGCAGCUCCAUUAAAAAGUGUGCCACCCUUCAGGAAAUACAAGACUCUUCCUCCUAUCUGUUCCAGUGGUAGUUGUAAAACAGUGGGCACAAUAUGUACCAAGACAACAAGAGCUGAGCGGCGGGCGAAGCGAGAAACAGCGAAAUCGUGGAGGUGCCCUGAACCCCCACAACCUGCUCUGCUGCAUCUGGGGGUUAAUGCAAACUCUCACGGGCUGCUGGAUUACCUCACACACUUUCCUGACCAGUCCAAUAAGCACUGCAGGUGCCUCCAUUCAGCCCAGCAACCUGAAACAACUUCUUCAAGCAUACCCCUCCCUGCUGGGCUGCCUUCACAUUGCCCUGACAGAGAUCUCAGCAUGCAUGUACUCACCUCUCUGCUCAGGGAUAUAGUAGAUGAUCCAGCCUUCAUCCAGCAUCUGAUUACUUUGGCAUCCAAGCCGAUCACCUACCAGCUCCCUAGCAGCCCCUCUCACUGUUCCUGCCCUCCUUCCUCUCUCCCUUCCCCUCCCUGCCCCACACCUCCUCCCCAGCCUAAAGCUGUGUUGAGUGGAACAGUGGCUGGGCAGAAAGAACUGCACAACACAGUGGACAGUGAGGGGACUGUGGGAUGUUUAGGAAACAGCCCCCAAAUACAAAAACGACCACACACUGAACAUGUGCCUGCUGACAUGAGCGAGGAUGUUUUGCUGAACACCCUCCAGAACCUGAUGAUGGAAGCUGUCAGGGGAGAGCUUGUCCUCACAGCACACCCACGCACUGUCUUGACGCCUGUUUCCACCAGAACCAGGAGGUUGUCCAGAGCCAUGGCUGAGGAGAGAGAUUUGAGGAACAAAAAUGAACCAGCAGGGAUCUAAGUCUCACCAUCUAUCCAACAUGCCAGAGGUCUGUCUUUCCUCUGUUGUUUUCAUUAAAAAACAACUUAUUGUCCAUCAGUUUUCCUCUUUUCGAUGUUCUCUUUGCCCUGACACAUGACCUGUACCACUGUGUCCCACUUAGUGCCAUCCAUCAUUUUCACUCCAUCAAAAUGGAUUUACUUUCUAUUUGCUAGUCUUUGCAGCUUCCUUUCUCAGUGACAUAAUAAUCUCAGUAUGUAUCAGAAUGUGGUGGUAUGUAUACAUUGUUAAAUAUUUUAGGCAUUAACAAGAGAUUCCAACUUAUUUACAGAUCAUUUGCAUUUUACAUUUGCAUCUGGUUCAGUUCCGUUUCUUCAGUAUUGGAAUAUUUGUCUUUCUAGGCAAAUCAAUAGCAGUAAAUGUCAGUAUCAAUAUACAUAAUUGCGCAGUAAGGAAUAUGGAAUAUCUUCAUACAGAUAUUAAUUGCCUGUUAAAUGUAAAUAUGUUUCAUACUUUUUCUUCCACAAUAGAUCUCUGUGAAAUUACGUUGACUCUGCACAUUUUGGGACACUGUGCAUGUUCUAUUAACUGUUCUCAAUAUUUCCUGUUCUGAAGUAUCAACCAACACACCAAAGGAUAAUAAGGGUAGAAGACAAUUUAUGACAUAUAUUCAAACAUCAAAUAAAAUCAUAUUUCAUGUCACGUUUGUACAACUCAUGUGUA